This is a messenger RNA of Exophiala spinifera, 921 nucleotides long. RefSeq lists its product as uncharacterized. NCBI's taxonomy places the organism in Eukaryota, Fungi, Ascomycota, Eurotiomycetes, Chaetothyriales, Herpotrichiellaceae. Gene Ontology annotation, biological process: maturation of SSU-rRNA from tricistronic rRNA transcript (SSU-rRNA, 5.8S rRNA, LSU-rRNA). Gene Ontology annotation, cellular component: 90S preribosome; nucleolus. The coding region runs from base 1 to 921 and encodes 306 amino acids. The transcript has 2 exons. The record is from RefSeq and is a predicted model, not a curated record.
AUGAGUCCAGCCCUUCUGGACCGACCGGUUCAACUACGGCAUGAUGAUGACGUUGAAGGCGAUCUCGACGAUGAGGAUGCUUCUAUCCAGGACCACAGCGAGGAAGACCAGUCCGUGGUCAGCGCUUCUGCCACGAGCGGAUCAGAAUCUAUCGACGAGGAGAAUGAGUCGGAGUCGGAGCCCGAAGAAGGACUCGCGCUGAACGACAUCAGCUUUGGGGCGUUGGCUAAAGCCCAAGAAACCUUCAACCAACGGCACCGGAAAAGGAAGUUUGAGGAGGCUGCCGAAGACGCAACGCCUGGGACAAGAAAGAAUGAAGAGGACAGCUUUGAUACACGAAAAAGAUCCAAAGAAGCCCGAAUCGACGCACCAAAACGAUCUUCCAAACAUGCGCCCGUGAUUGAAUCUGCCAGGAAGCCAGUGUCGCGGAAAAGAACGAUUUUCGAGCCUCCUGCAGCACAGAAGUUCCGAGAUCCCCGGUUUGAUCCUACAGUCAUGUCGGCGAACAGAGACAGGAAUGCUACUGAAAAGGCGAACAAGAAUUAUGCUUUCUUGACGCAGUAUCAAGCAGCAGAGAUAUUGGAUUUAAAGACACAGAUCAAGAAGGCCAAAGACGCAAAUGUUGUAGCCGAGCUUAAACGAAAAGUCAUGUCUUUGGAAUCCAAGGUGCGCAACGCCGAGAUGCGACAGAAAGACGAAGAUAUCAAGAGAAGGCAUAACCAGCAGGAGAAAGAAGCUCUUCGUACGGGACAGAAAGCCAAACCGUACUACUUGAAAGAAGCCGAUGUUAGAAAAAUAGCUAAAGAAGAGCGUCUGCAAAGCCUGGGCAAACGGGCUAGAGACAAAGCCGAGAAGAGAAGACAAAAACGUGAAAAGGGCAAAGAUGCAAGGGAUAUGCCACGAUUUAGGCGUGAAGGAUGA